AUGUCUGAUUCGGUGCCCGACGACCUGUGGCGGAGGCGCAUUCUGCCGUCCCUUCUCGUCCAUGAGGCGGUCUGUGUCCGAGCGACCUGCCGGGCGAAGGCGGCUCUCGUAACCGCCGCUCUGCUGGUGGAGCGCAUCGACGGCUCCCUCGCCCGCCACUCCCUCACCGGCCUCAUCGAUAUCGACCGCACCGCCCCUCUCCCAUUCACCUAUGUGCUGCGGGCGGCCUAUGUGCUGGAGCAGGGCAGCAACGAGUGGCGUGCGAUGGGGCGGUUCAUCCGGCUGGCCGCCAUCCAUCGGCUGACGCCUGCCAAUGGGCUGCCCCUGGUGCUGUCGGCUCAGUGGCUGACAGCCCACCUUCCCAGCAGGACGGCAUUCCACCAGCUGUCAUUGGCGAUGGCCAUCUAUCGGCUAUUCGGCCACCUGCUCACAUACAACACACACAGCCUGGCGCUGCAGCAAGCCGACAACGGGAGCUAUCGGAUCGGCAAUUUGGAGUCGUUUCGUGUGGUGCCGUUGGGCGAGCUGCCGGGCGGCCAUCCCUAUGCUGACGGCUACAAGCGGACUGACCCCGUCAUCCGCCGGGCCAGUUACCUCUUCCUCUCAUUCUCGGCACUCCUGCUGCACAGGCUGCUCGUCUGGUGGUCGACUGGAGAGGGGGUGGCCAAGAGGAGGGUGCUUUAG
This is a messenger RNA of Vitrella brassicaformis, 684 nucleotides long. The record is from the annotation of a GenBank genome assembly. NCBI's taxonomy places the organism in Eukaryota, Vitrellaceae.